Messenger RNA from Oldenlandia corymbosa var. corymbosa, 1323 nucleotides. Lineage: Eukaryota; Viridiplantae; Streptophyta; Magnoliopsida; Gentianales; Rubiaceae. The record is from the annotation of a GenBank genome assembly.
AUGAAUGGGAGAACUAAUUUCUUUGUCAUCGCCGCCGCCGUCAAAGUGGCAACUUCUUCGCCAGAAGAGGAUUUUGAUGAAGCUGAUCAGCAGAUCAAAGUACGAAAUGGGUAUCAGAGGGGCAUCCCAGAUAGUCUAACCCUCAACAAUGGAAGAAGAACUUCCUCAGCUUCUAAUCCCAGUUGGAAAAAUGGCAAGGAAGAUGAAGACAGAGAGGAAAGCAGUGGUCUUGUAAUGGCAAAAGCCAGCUCCAGCUUUGAAGGCAAGGGGAUUUCAAGAUUUAGAUCUCCAUCCAAGACUGCUCAAGAGAACCAUAUUGGAAAUGGUAUCAAUGGUGCUGAAGCUGAAGACCCCAAUUCUCCACCUACUAGUAGUACCACUAGUAAGAAUCAUCACAACCAUGAAAGCAAUGGAGUAGUUAAAAGUGGUGUCAAUGAUACUUUCUUGCAAUGGGGUCACAGAAAGAGGUCUAGAUGCUCUAGAGGGAUGGGGGCAUUGACAGAUGAGACAUCUUCAUCAACAUCAAAUCUUCAACCUUCCUCCAAGCUGCAAAGGAGAAUGUUGCCUCAAUCACCAAACUCAAAUGCUAAUGCAAUGCCACCUCCUUCACAACCUUCCACCACCAAUAAUGGAGUUCCCAGAGGACCAAACCUCAGAACACCAACCAAAAGCAACUCUUCCAGCCCAUCUCCUGUAAGAAGGAAUUUGGAAGAGCGAUCCAUUGUUGGUGGGAACAAGUCUCCGUCACCGGCGCCGGGAAAUAAUGUCAGCAGCAGUAGCAGGGGAGUUUCUUCUAGAUCUAGAGUGGGGAAAAAGGUGCCUUCUUUCGACAAAAAGAGCCCAAGAGAUGAAAAGAUGAAUAAUGGUGGUGGCUCCGCCUCGGUAUUACAACAACAUCAGGCAGAAGCAGGUGGUGGUGGAGAUGUAAAAAAUGGUAUUAUGUCACCACCACAUGGUGGUGGUUGCAGCACCAACGAGGAUAGCAAUAUUAACGGUGUUAGGCCGGGAAAAAUGGUGGCCGGAGGAGGAGAAAAGGGGAAUAACGGUGGUGGAAAUGAGGUGAAUGAGUGGCCGAGAAUAUACAUACCACUAUCAAGGAAGGAGAAAGAAGAGGAUUUCUUAGCAAUGAAAGGGACAAAGCUUCCUCAUAGACCUAAGAAAAGGUCCAAAACUGUUGAUAGAAUGCUCCAGUAUUGUUUUCCUGGAAUGUGGCUUUCCGAGUUGACGCGGGGUCGUUAUGAAGUGCGGGAAAAAAAGUGUCCCAAAAAGCCUAAGCGAAGGGGACUGAAAGGGAUGGAAAGCCUUGACAGUGAUUCAGAAUGA